This is a messenger RNA of Cavenderia fasciculata, 1125 nucleotides long. RefSeq lists its product as uncharacterized. The record is from RefSeq and is a predicted model, not a curated record. Bases 1 to 1125 code for a protein of 374 amino acids. The transcript is spliced from 2 exons. Lineage: Eukaryota; Evosea; Eumycetozoa; Acytosteliales; Cavenderiaceae.
AUGGUCAAUGUAAUCAAUAUAUUAAGUGUAAACUAUAUAGUUGGCUUUAUAGAUGCACUCCUUUUUAUGUGGGCUCUUGUACAGACUAUUCGUCUCAGAUUACAUGUAAGCAAAAAUGGAGAAAGAAAGAAUCUACAACCAAAAACAUUCUUUCAUUUUAUUAUUGCUAUUGCAAUGUUGGUUCGAAGUGUAUUCUUUUUUUCAUUGGAUUCAAUACAAUCAUAUUAUGAUUUAAUUUUAACAUGGUAUACAGUGUCAUCAUUGAUGUUGUUUUUGGCGUAUGGAUGUUUACUACUCUUUUGGAUGGAAUUGUAUAGUCGGUUUACGAGACCCUAUAUGCGAUCGAUGGAUUUCUGGCGCAAGUAUAAACACGGUCUGUGGGCAUUUGGCCUGAGUCUGGUGGUUGCACUGAUUGUUUGGAUUUUGGUGUUGGUGUUGUGGGCCGACUCGACCGACCGACACGUUCGAAUGAACCAGAUAUGCGAGUCUGUAUUGUCGACGUUGUUUUUGUUGGCCGGACUUGGUUUCCUCCUCUUUGGCAUACUCUUUUAUCGAUCGUUCAGAAAGGUCACUGGUCUUGCAACCAGCGCAUCGUCUCGCACGACCACAUCGGCGUUGAUUGCCAACUCGCGUGGCCCACCUCCCGAAGCUAUACGUGCAGCUAUCGUUGGAUGUGUGUGUACCAUUUGUUUUGGCGUUCGCGCAGUUGUCACACUGUACGGUAUCAAGUUGUCAUUCAACGAUCCCCAGCAAGCGGGUACUUCAACAUUUGAUUGGUGUUGGGAAUUUGAGCUCGUCUAUUUUAUCGUCACUGAAAUCCUCCCUUCCAUCCUCAUGAUGUUUAGAUUGCGCAAGAUGAAGACUGGCGGUGGUGGCGGCGGCGCCAACGCUCGAUCCCAUAUGGCAGGUGGCUACAAUGGCCAGACACCACCCAUGACCAUCAACGGCGAGAGCGGCGCAUCCUCCUCGGCCUUUAUCAUCCACAAUGAAAAUGGUACAGCCAACCAAUCCAUCUUCCUUCCGCCCCCCUCACUCCCUCAAUACCACUAUAUCCCCUCAUCGCUCCCAAAAGCAUACUUUGUAAAUAAUAGUACCAAUUCCUCAUCUUCCAACUCUCCCUAUUAA